This is a messenger RNA of Chinchilla lanigera (long-tailed chinchilla), 1834 nucleotides long. It is a transcript of the gene Galk2, whose product is annotated as galactokinase 2. The record is from RefSeq and is a predicted model, not a curated record. Gene Ontology annotation, molecular function: galactokinase activity; ATP binding. Bases 120 to 1496 code for a protein of 458 amino acids. The transcript is spliced from 10 exons. Lineage: Eukaryota; Metazoa; Chordata; Mammalia; Rodentia; Chinchillidae. Gene Ontology annotation, biological process: galactose metabolic process; carbohydrate phosphorylation. Gene Ontology annotation, cellular component: cytosol; cytoplasm.
GCAGGGCUGCAGGAUCUCCGCGGGGCAGGGCUGCAGGAUUUCCGCAGGGCAGAGUCGGAGUCCCGGAAGAGCCGCCGCGUGAUCGCCCUGGCAGGCGCAGGAGGAGGAUCCGGGGCGCGAUGGCUGCGGAGGGCCCUGCCACGCUUCCGGUCCAGGUGGCAGAACAUCCCAGAUUGCUGAAGCUAAAGGAAAUGUUCAAGACUAAGUUUGGCUCCAUCCCCAAGUUUUAUGUUCGAGCACCAGGAAGAGUCAACAUCAUAGGCGAGCAUAUAGAUUACUGUGGCUAUUCUGUUCUUCCAAUGGCUGUAGAACAAGAUAUGUUAAUAGCUGUGGAACCUGUGAAAACACACACUCUCCAACUGGCCAACACAAAUCCCUUGUAUCCGGACUUCAGCGCUAGUGCCAAUACCAUUCAGAUUGACAAAAGCAAGCCUCUGUGGCACAACUACUUCUUGUGCGGAUUUAAAGGCAUCCAGGAGCACUUUGGUCUUAGUGACCUGACGGGGAUGAACUGCCUGGUGGAUGGAAAUAUCCCACCAAGUUCUGGCCUGUCCAGCUCCAGUGCUCUGGUGUGUUGUGCUGGCUUAGUAACGCUCACAGUCCUGGGAAUGAAGCUGUCCAAGGUGGAACUUGCGGAGAUCUGUGCCAAGAGCGAGCGUUACAUUGGCACCGAAGGAGGAGGCAUGGACCAGUCCAUCUCAUUUCUUGCGGAGGAAGGAACUGCCAAGUUGAUAGAAUUUGGCCCUCUGAGGGCAACGGAUGUGAAGCUCCCAAGCGGAGCGGUGUUUGUGAUUGCCAACAGCUGUGUGGAGAUGAACAAGGCAGCGACUUCCCACUUCAACACCAGGGUGAUGGAGUGUCGGCUGGCCGCCAAGCUCCUGGCUAGGCACAAAAACUUGCAAUGGGACAAAGUCCUGCGGCUGGAGGAGGUGCAGGCCCAACUGGGGAUCAGCCUGGAAGAGAUGCUGUUGGUCACAGAGGACGCUCUUCACCCUGAGCCCUAUAGCCCUGAGGAGAUCUGCAGGUGCCUGGGAAUUAGCCUGGAGGAGCUUCGGACCCAGAUCCUGAGUCCAGACACUCAGGGUGUGCCGGCCUUCAAGCUCUACCAGCGGGCCAAGCACGUGUUCAGCGAGGCGGCCCGGGUGCUGCAGUUCAAGAAGAUCUGCGAGGACGGCCCCGAGGACGCAGUGGCGCUGCUGGGGGAGCUGAUGAACCAGAGCCACCGCAGCUGCCGGGACCUGUAUGAGUGCAGCUGCCCCGAGCUGGACCAGCUGGUAGACACCUGCAGGAGGUCCGGGGCACAGGGCUCGCGGCUCACCGGUGCGGGCUGGGGUGGCUGCACAGUGUCCCUGGUGCCAGCGGACGUGCUGCCCGCCUUCCUGGCCCGGGUGCGCGAAGCCUACUACCAGAGGAGCGGGCGCGGUGCGGCGCCCGGGCAGCACAGCCUGUUCGCAACCAAGCCUGGAGGCGGGGCUCUGGUUUUCCUGGACGCCUGAACAAUGUCAAAAAUCUCUGAGAAACUAUUCAGGGCAUUUAGGAACUGGCAGGACUGCCUAUGCCGCAGUAAAUUAAUCCUCUCUCUGUUUUAUAUUAUGAUGAAUGCUUGCUAUUAUCAAGAUGCAUUUCCAAAAAUGGUUGAAAGCCCUCUAUGCUUUAUAAUGAUUAUUUUUUCCGUCUUAAAGUAUGUUUUUGUUUUUUAAACCAAUAUGAGCCAAGGUUAAGCUUGGACAGAUGAUUUACUAAGAUUUAUUGGUUUGGGAUUUUAAGAUGAAUGGUAAAACACACUAAUACCUAGACUGGACUUGAAUUAAACACAGUGCCACAGUUAAAAGGA